Alternaria arborescens is the source of this 906-nucleotide messenger RNA. RefSeq lists its product as hypothetical. The transcript is spliced from 3 exons. The coding region runs from base 1 to 906 and encodes 301 amino acids. The record is from RefSeq and is a predicted model, not a curated record. NCBI's taxonomy places the organism in Eukaryota, Fungi, Ascomycota, Dothideomycetes, Pleosporales, Pleosporaceae.
AUGAGGAUCUCUGCAUGCCUGCUGGCUCUGCCGGGCUUGCUUGGAGUCAUCGCAGAUUUGGGGUAUGACGAGCUCUGGCGCCUCCAGCACGAGUUCUACGGGCGGUGGAUAACGCCCAAUAACGCGAAAGAAGCCGAGUCCAUCAACUCGACUAUAUUCUCUGAUAACAUCCUAGGACGCGUUUCCGACACGCGCACCUUCGUAGGCCGCGAGCUCAACACCGAGUACAUCUUCGGGCUCUUCAUGCCAUCGGAAUCUCUUUCUAUCGUCGGAAAUCCAAUGGAAUACGAAGUGAUCCAGUUUGCAGCGGUCCAGAACAUCGCAUCGGCAACUACGCGCGUCAACUUUACCUUUCCGGCGUUCAACAAUAUAUCUCUCCCGGUUGUGAUUAACACAUGGAUGACGUGGAACUCCGCCCGUCAAAUAACGCAGUAUGAUGUCGUGUUCAAGUGGUCCGGAAACCUAUUCCAGACUCUCAUCCUGAGCUUGGGUGGCUCUGCUGAGGAGGCUGGCAGCAAGACAGUACACAAGAUUGCGACAUCGAUAUGCAACUCGCAUACAAGAUAUUGCAAGGGCACAAACGCGCAGUACGACUCGUGGGAGGGGUGCUACGGUUUUCUGACAAAAAAGCUACGCGUGGGACAGAGCUUCGAGUUGGGCGAGAACACGCUCAUGUGCCGCAGUGUGCACGAGCUCAUGGUCAAAUACCGGCCUGAGAUUCACUGCAGUCACAUUGGCCCUACAGGAGGGGGGAAUGCGACGACGCGCUUACAUAUGUCGAGAAAGUGGAGGAACGUCUUGAUACGAACUCGCCAUGGAUCGCCGGGAGAUCGUAGACUUGCUGGCCGAGCAUGGCAGGUAGACUGCAUCUGUAUGACCUUCUGUUCCCCCGCCAUAGCAUUAUGA